Cannabis sativa is the source of this 996-nucleotide messenger RNA. RefSeq lists its product as uncharacterized. NCBI's taxonomy places the organism in Eukaryota, Viridiplantae, Streptophyta, Magnoliopsida, Rosales, Cannabaceae. The record is from RefSeq and is a predicted model, not a curated record. The transcript has 2 exons. Bases 1 to 996 code for a protein of 331 amino acids.
AUGGCACUACCUCCUGGACUAACCGAUUCUGACCAUGACUCUACAGGUACCAAACUCGUGUGUAAACUCCACAAAUCGAUCUACGGUCUAUGUCAAUCUUCACGACAAUGGUACAAGAAGCUCACGGCAGCUCUCAUCCAAGAAGGCUUCAAACAAUCCAAAGCUGACUAUACUCUCUUCACUCGAGGAAUCAAUGACAGCUUCAUAGCACUCCUUGUGUACGUUGAUGACAUUGUCAUCACUGGUCCCAAUAUUCACAUUUUGCACCAGCUACUAACCACUCUCAAUCAACAAUUCAAACUUGAGGCACUCGGUCAGCUCAAGUAUUUUCUCGGAUUCGAAAUUGCCAGAGCUUCUACUGGCCUUUUCCUCUCUCAGGGACAAUAUACGCUUCAGUUACUCGAAGAUAAUGGCUACAUUGGGUGCAAACCAGCAAAAGCCCCAAUGGAUCCUAGAACUGCGAGCUCGCCUCUGGCCAAUCCUUCAGAAUAUAGACAGCUCAUUGGCAAGCUCCUCUAUUUGACUUUAUCUAGGCCUGAUAUUACCUUCGCAGUAAACAACUUGAGCCAGCUUAUGUCCGCUCCUCGAACACCUCAUAUGCAGGCUGUGUCUCAUUUACUUCGGCAUCUCAAAGGAAGUCCUGGGCAAGGAUUACUAUAUCCUGCUAACUCCUCUAUGCAUCUCCGAGGUUUUUCAGACUCGGAUUGGGCUUCUUGUCCCGUUACAAGACGCACAACUACCGGUUUUUGCAUUUUUUUCGGUGAUUGUCUCAUCUCUUGGAAGACCAAGAAGCAACCUACCAUUUCCAAGAGUUCUGCUGAAGCCAAAUAUCGAGCACUUGCUGCCACCACCAGUGAGAUUACUUGGCUUCAAUAUCUUCUCCAAGAUUUCCAAAUUCCACAACACAAACCAGCAUUAUCUACUGUGAUAAUCAGUCGGCAAUCCACAUUGCAAACAAUCCCACCUUUCACGAGCGCACCAAACAUAUCGAGCUAG